AUGGCGGUUCCUCUUUGUUGUCCGGCCUGUGGCCGGCUGGUCGGAAUCUUCCUUCUCCUAGGGGCGCUGUGGGAAAUUCAGGCCCAGCAGAUCCGCUACUCUGUCCCUGAGGAGCUGGACAAAGGCUCGUUCGUGGGCAACAUCGCCAAGGACCUGGGUCUGGAGCCCCAGGAGGUGGCGGAGCGCGGCGUCCGCAUCGUCUCCAGAGGUAGGACGCAGCUCUUUGGGCUGAGCGCGCGGAGCGGCAGCCUGGUGACCGCGGACAGGAUAGACCGGGAGGAGCUCUGCGACAGAGCUCCAAGAUGUGUCGCAAACCUGGAGAUUCUCCUCGAGGACAAAGUGAAGAUUUUCGGAGUGGAAGUGGAGAUAGUCGAUGUUAAUGAUAACGCGCCCAGCUUUGGGACAGAGGAAAGAGAGAUAAAAGUCGCUGAAAGUGAAGUUCCUGGGACAAGGUUUCCUCUUCCCGAAGCUUUUGACCCCGAUAUAGGGGCGAACUCCCUGCAAGGCUACCAGCUAAGCCCCAAUGCUCACUUCUCCCUGGACGUGCAGAGCGGCGCGGAUGGGAUCAUGUACCCGGAGCUGGUGCUGGAGCGCGCACUGGACCGCGAGCAGGAGGCCGCGCACCUCCUGGUCCUCACCGCCCAGGACGCGGGCGACCCCGUUCGCUCUGGCACCGCCAGGAUUCACGUCAAAGUUAGCGAUAUCAACGACAACACGCCGGUAUUCACUCAGUCCGAGUACCGCGUGAGUGUCCGGGAAAACGCACCGGUGGGCACCCGACUACUCACUGUAAAAGCCACGGAUCCAGAUGAAGGAGCCAAUGGCGAGGUGACGUAUUCUUUCCGGAAAGUGAGGGAGAAGAUAUCGCAGCUCUUCCAGUUGAAUUCUCUGACCGGGGACAUAGCAAUAUUGGAAAAUCUAGAUUACGAGGACUCCGGAUUCUAUGCCAUCGAUGUAGAAGCCCACGACGGACCCGGUCUCCGUGCCAGAAGUAAGGUCCUGGUGACAGUGUUGGAUGUAAAUGACAACGCUCCGGAGGUAACGGUUACAUCUCUCACCAGCUCCGUCCAAGAGAACUCCUCUCCAGGGACAGUGAUUGCGCUGUUCAAUGUGCAUGAUGGCGACUCCGGAGAAAACGGCCUUGUGAGCUGUUCGGUUCCUGAUCACCUGCCCUUCACGCUUGAAAAGACCUAUGGGAAUUACUAUCGGUUGCUGACACACAGAACUCUGGACCGGGAAGAAGUUCCCGAGUAUAAUAUCACUGUAAUUGCAACAGAUCAAGGAACUCCGCCCUUAUCUACAAAAACCCAUCUCUCACUGGUCGUGACAGACAUCAAUGACAAUGCACCCGCCUUUGCACGUGCCUCUUACUCUGCCUAUGUUCCCGAGAACAACCCCAGAGGCACCUCCUUCUUCUCCUUGACUGCCCAAGAUCCCGACAGUGGGGAGAAUGCCCGGGUUACUUACUCUCUGGCAGAAGACACCGUACAGGGCACACCUCUGUCCUCCUACAUCUCCAUCAACUCUGACACCGGGGUCCUGUAUGCCCUGCGCUCCUUCGACUAUGAGCAAUUUCGAGACUUACAACUACAGGUGACAGCUAGCGACAGUGGAGACCCACCACUCAGCAGCAAUGUCACAUUGAGAUUGUUCGUGCUGGACCAGAACGACAAUGUCCCUGAGAUCCUGUAUCCCGCUUUUCCCACCGACGGUUCCACCGGCGUGGAGCUGGCGCCUCGCUCCGCAGAGCCCGGCUACCUGGUGACCAAAGUGGUGGCGGUGGACAAAGACUCGGGUCAGAACGCCUGGCUGUCCUACCGCCUGCUCAAGGCCAGCGAGCCAGGGCUGUUCGCGGUGGGGGUGCACACGGGCGAGGUGCGCACUGCGCGGGCCCUGCAGGACAGAGAUACACUCAAGCAGAGCCUGGUGGUGGCGGUCCAGGACCACGGCCAGCCCCCUCUCUCGGCCACUGUCACGCUCACUGUGGCCGUGGCCGACAGCAUCCCUGAUGUGCUCGUGCUUGCUGACCUGGGCAGUAUCAAGACGCCAUCUGACCCACAUGAUUCAAGCCUCACACUGUACCUGGUGGUGGCCGUGGCCGCUGUCUCCUGUGUCUUCCUUGCCUUCGUCAUCAUUCUGUUGGCGCUCAGGCUGAGGCGCUGGCACACGUCGCACCUGCUCCAGGCGUCAGGUGUCGGGCUGGCAGGUGUGUCUGCCUCGCAGUUUGUGGGCAUGGACGGGGUGCAGGCUUUUCUACAGACCUAUUCCCAUGAGGUCUCCCUCACUGCGGACUCUCGGAAGAGUCACUUAAUCUUCCCGCAGCCAAACUAUGCUGAUACACUCAUUAGUGCAGAGAGCUGCGAGAAGAGCGAACCUCUUCUAUUAACUCAAGAUUUACUUGAAGCGAAAGGAGACUCCAAUCAGCCUGUGGCGAGGGGACAGAGGAUGGGAGAGGGCGCAGGGCGGCGCGCGGCCGGGCGGUGGCGGCCGGUGGGGACUCUGCUCUUGUGUGUGCUGGGCGCAGCUGUCUCAGACCAGGUCCGCUAUGCAGUUCCAGAGGAACUGCCCAAGAGCACGGUGGUGGGGAACCUCGCCAAGGAUCUGGGCUUCCACAUCCGGGAUUUAGCAUCCCGGAAGCUGCGGGUAAGCGGCGAGAAGGAUUAUUUCACUGUGAACCCAGACAGCGGGGACUUACUUGUUGGGGACAGAAUAGACCGAGAGCAGAUUUGUGGGAAGAAGCCUCAGUGUGUUCUGGAUUUUGAUGCUGUCGCUGAAAACCCACUAAACAUUUUCCAUGUAGCAGUAAUUGUGCAGGAUAUAAAUGACAAUGCUCCGCUAUUCAAACAGAGGGAGACAGAUUUAAAAAUUGGAGAAUCUACUCAGCCAGGUACUACAUUUCCACUAGACCCAGCUCAGGAUUCAGAUGCUGGUUCUUUUUCACUGCAAAAAUACCACCUAAAUGAUAAUGAAUACUUUGGUCUGUCAGAGAAGCAGACCCCAGAUGGGCGGAGAUAUCCUGAACUGGUUCUGAAACGUUCUCUGGACAGAGAAGAGCAGAAUUUCCAUCAGUUGUUCCUCAUGGCUGUGGACGGUGGGGACCCACCCAAAAGUGGCACCACUCAGAUCGGAGUCCAAGUGACUGAUGCCAACGACAACCCGCCAGAGUUCAGCCAGGACGUGUACAGAGUCAGCUUGCGGGAGGACGUACCCCCGGGCACUGCAGUCCUUAGUGUGACAGCCACCGACCUGGAUGAAGGCCUCAAUGCGGAAAUCACCUACUCCUUUCAUAACAUGGACGAACAAGUGGUCCACUUUUUCAACUUAGAUGAAAGAACAGGAGAAAUCACGACAAGGGAUUAUUUGGAUUUUGAAAUUGCUAAUACUUACACUCUGAGUAUCGAAGCGAAAGAUCCUGGCGAUCUCGCAGCCCAUUGCAGGAUCCACGUAGACAUUCUGGACGAGAAUGACUGUGCCCCUGAAGUGAUCGUGACUUCAGUAUUUACUCCACUACCAGAGGAUUCGCCCAGAGGAACAGUGAUAGCUUUGAUCAAAACGAGAGACAGAGACUCGGGAGAAAAUGGAGAGGUUCACUGCCAGAUCUUUGGAAAUGCCAAAUUUAAAUUGAAAUCCUCUUCUAAGAACUAUUACAAAUUAGUGACAGACGAAGCGCUGGAUCGUGAACAAAUCCCCGAAUACAACAUCACCAUCACAGCCACCGACAGGGGCAAGCCACCCCUCUCCUCUAGCACAAGCAUCACGCUGCACGUUGCGGAUGUAAACGACAACACACCCAUUUUCCACCAAUCUUCAUAUGUGGUCCACGUGGCAGAGAACAACCCUCCUGGCGCCUCCAUCGCGCAGGUCAGCGCUUUUGACCCGGACUUGGGGCCCAGCGGCCAAGUGUCCUAUUCUAUAGUAUCCAGCGACCUGGAGCCUCGCGCGCUGUCCUCCUAUGUGUCUGUGAGCGCGCACAGCGGGGUGGUGUUCGCGCAGCGCGCCUUCGAUCAUGAGCAGCUGCACGCCUUCCAGCUGACGCUGCAGGCGCGUGACCAGGGCUCGCCCUCGCUCAGCGCCAACGUGAGCCUGCGCGUGCUGGUGGGAGACCGCAAUGACAAUGCGCCCAGGGUGCUGUACCCGGUGCUGGGGCUCGAUGGCUCAGCGCUCUUUGACACGGUGCCACGCGCCGCGCAGCCGGGCUACCUGGUCACCAAGGUGGUGGCGGUGGAUGCGGACUCUGGGCACAACGCCUGGCUGUCCUACCACGUGCUGCAGGCCAGCGAGCCUGGGCUCUUCAACGUGGGGCUGCGCACGGGCGAGGUGCGCACAGCUCGCGUCUUGGGUGACAGAGACCCUGCCCGUCAUCGUUUGCUGGUCACUGUGCGUGAUGGAGGUCAGCCGCCUCUCUCUGCCACAGCCACGCUGCUCCUGGUCUUCGCAGACAACCUGCAGGAGGCGCUGCCGGACCUCAGCGAGCCCCCAGAGCCCACUGACUCACAGACCGAGCUGCAGUUCUAUCUGGUGGUGGCCUUGGCCCUGAUUUCCGUGCUCUUCCUCCUCGCGGUCAUCCUGGCCAUUGCCCUGCACCUGCGACGCUCUUCCAGCCCCACCUCCUGGGGUUGUAUUCAGCCUAGUCUCAGCUCCAAAUCUGGACCUGGAAUUCUCCCCAUCGACAGUGAGGGAACGUUGCCCCACUCCUACAAUCUGUGCAUUGCCUCGCAAUCGGCUAAGACAGAAUUUAAUUUUCUCAGCGUGACUCCGGAGUCAGCUCCCACUCAGGAUCUCCUCUGUGAUGAUGCCUCUUGGGUACCUAGUACAAAUCAUGACGACACGAAGGCACCAUUUGCCUCAGAUCCUGUUUUAGAGGUUUAUUACUAUUGA
This is a messenger RNA of Elephantulus edwardii (Cape elephant shrew), 4878 nucleotides long. RefSeq lists its product as uncharacterized. The transcript has 3 exons. Bases 1 to 4878 code for a protein of 1625 amino acids. Gene Ontology annotation, biological process: homophilic cell-cell adhesion. Gene Ontology annotation, molecular function: calcium ion binding. Lineage: Eukaryota; Metazoa; Chordata; Mammalia; Macroscelidea; Macroscelididae. Gene Ontology annotation, cellular component: plasma membrane. The record is from RefSeq and is a predicted model, not a curated record.